AAACAGAGGAGGGAGGGGCCAAAAUGAGGUUUAGGAAAAACGCUGAAUAACAUCUCUCCCUCAUCUGACCACAUAAACCCAAACAAAACACAAACCCCAAACUUCAAAGCCAUAACCAAAGAAGAAAAAUGAUGGGAGCUGACGCUUAUAAUCGCCAACAAUACAACCAACAUGAACGCAUGGAUACAGAGCCCUCCUCAUACCCAAGCUAUGCCCCCCCUUACGUCCUACUCUCCGAGCAAAACAGAGACCCAUCCCUCCGGCCCCCUCCCCACCGUCGCAACAUCCCCCGCUACUACUCCCGCACACCCUCUCGUGGGUGUGGUUGUUGCCGCCUCCUCUGUUGCCUAUUGUGCACCAUUUUCAUCUUCUUGUUAAUCAUAGCCGGCUUCCUAAUGUUUCUUUACCUCUAUCUCGUCCCCAAACUCCCACAGUACUCAGUCCAGCACUUCGGGGUUUCUAGAUUCGAGCCCAACUACGAGGACCUUAGCAUCUUCACCCAAUUCUUGGUUAGUAUUCAUGCUCAUAACCCAAAUGAAAAUAUUGCCAUUAUUUACGCGACCAACAGCAAGGUCUCUGUCAAGUAUUUGGGGGAGACAUUAUGUGAUGGGAAAUUGCCUGCAUUUUAUCAAGGGCACGUUAACACGACGGUGAUGGAUGUGGUGCUUAGCGGCACGAGCCCUUUUGGAAUGGGGUUACAAGCUGCAUUGAUGGAUCAACAGAGGACUGGUAAGGUUCCAUUGGACAUAAAUGUUGAUGUGCCCGUGCAGGUCGAGCUCUCGGGGUAUAGGAUGCCGAAGUUGACGGUGAUAGUGAGGGCAGCCAUUGUUGUCGAUAGCCUUGCGCCUCACAAGAAGGUGAAUAUACGCUCGAGUCGGUAUAAGUUUAAUGUUAAGUUUUGAGGAAACAUAGUUUCUUUUUCUCUCUCUUGACUGAUUUGGUUCUCCUACUGGUUAGGUCCAUAAAUUCUCUUGGGUUUACUCAUAUCUAGGCUUUUCAUUGUUUGGUUGUGGAAAAGUGUAUAGAUCCUUCAUCAUAAAAUAUGAAAAAUUUACGAAGGUUUUACUCUGUUUUGAGUUUC
This is a messenger RNA of Amborella trichopoda, 1081 nucleotides long. RefSeq names its product NDR1/HIN1-like protein 6. NCBI's taxonomy places the organism in Eukaryota, Viridiplantae, Streptophyta, Magnoliopsida, Amborellales, Amborellaceae. Gene Ontology annotation, cellular component: plasma membrane. The record is from RefSeq and is a predicted model, not a curated record. Gene Ontology annotation, biological process: defense response to other organism.